Molecule: messenger RNA, 6761 nt
Organism: Siniperca chuatsi (mandarin fish)
Lineage: Eukaryota; Metazoa; Chordata; Actinopteri; Centrarchiformes; Sinipercidae
Product: ELKS/Rab6-interacting/CAST family member 1-like
Exons: 22
Coding region: 449-3856 (1135 amino acids)
Biological process (GO): regulation of synaptic plasticity; maintenance of presynaptic active zone structure; neuromuscular synaptic transmission
Cellular component (GO): cytoskeleton of presynaptic active zone
Molecular function (GO): structural constituent of presynaptic active zone
Source: RefSeq, a predicted model, not a curated record
GAGGAAGACUGUCGUGAGCGCGCACAGGAGGCUUGACGUCACUGAGGCGCCCUGGCUCUCCUGAGCCGCUGGUACUGCUGGCAAAAAGAUGGGAAAAUCAGAUAGACGUCUAUCGAGUAACUAACAUAAAAUGACGGGUUUUGCAGCCGAUUUCCAUUUGACAGAGGAUCCAGUAAUGGCACCGAUUUGAGCUCCACCAGACAACGAGAAAGAUUGGUGUCAUAAUUUUUAACUCUGGAUAGCGCCUGUUGGACGUGGAAAGUGGAGAGCAUCAGACCUCUAUUUUAUCAUGAACAUUGUGCCCACCAUCUUCAGUUGAAGCAGGAUCACCACCACAUAUUCUCACAAUUGGUGAAAGUCACAACCACAAAAUCAGCAAGAAUAUAUACAGAUACUUGAGGUCGUAAUUCAGUUUUGCUGUCAGCUCUGUUCUUCUAUUAAGCAGAAGAUGUACGGUAGUGCCCGCUCUGUUGGCAGAGGGGAUGCCAACCACAGUGGAGGAAGAGAUGGAGGUGGUACUGGUAAUCAGGGAUCUGGCCGUUCCCCUCGCCUUCCCCGUUCUCCUCGGAUGGGACACCGUCGCACCAACAGCACUGGAGGCAGUGGAGGGGGUCCUGGAGGAGCAGGAGGCAAGACGCUUUCAAUGGAGAACAUCCAGUCCCUCAACGCUGCUUAUGCCACCUCAGGACCAAUGUACCUGAGUGACAAUGAGGUUGCCAUGGCAGGCGACCACAUUCCCAAAAGUGGUGGGACGGUGACGACCAUGGGGAGACAGAGGGUGACAUAUGGGUCAAGGGGCAGCAGCAGUGGAGUUGUGGCUGCUAGCACCCCCAACAUCUCCACCUCAGUGCCUGCCAAUGCUGUGCUGCCAGCAGGCAUGAUGGCAGGUGAUGCUCUAGCAUUUGGGGACCACCACAUGGCCUCCACUGUGCCCCAUUCUCUAAGGCAGGCCAGAGACAACACCAUACUUGAUCUGCAGGCCCAGCUGAAAGAGGUCCUGCGCGAGAAUGAAAUGCUGCGGCGAGAAGUGGAAGUUAAGGAGAGCAAGCUCAGUUCCUCCAUGAAUUCUAUCAAGACCUUCUGGAGCCCAGAAUUAAAAAAGGAGCGAGCUCUCAGGAAAGAUGAGGUUUCUAAGAUCACUGUCUGGAAGGAACAAUACCGUGUGAUUCAAGAUGAAGCACAGCAUCUCCAGAUGACUGUUCAGGCUCUUCAGGAUGAGCUGAGGAUCCAGAGGGACCUAAACCAGCUGCUCCAGCAAGACCCCUCCAGCCAAGGCCGGGACCUGGCCCUGGCAUCUGAACCCACGGAGGAGAACUACCGGCGGCUACAGGCCGAGCAUGAGAGACAGGCCAAAGAGCUCUUCCUCCUUAGAAAGACCCUGGAGGAGAUGGAGCUGAGGAUUGACACACAAAAGCAAACCCUGGGAGCCAGGGACGAGUCCAUCAAGAAACUUCUGGAGAUGCUGCAGAGCAAAGGGCCGUCUGCCAAGGCAUCAGAAGAGGACCAGGAGCGGACCAGGAGACUGGCUGAUGCAGAGAUGCACAGGCAUCACCUUGAGAGUUUACUGGACCAGAGAGACAGAGAGAUUACUGCACUAAGAGAGCAGGAGCUGCACCGCCGCUAUGAGGGAACCCCUGAGUCCACCAAAACUAAGGCUCUACAGACGGUCAUCGACAUGAAGGAUGCAAAAAUCAAUUCAAUGGACCGGAGCCUGAGAGACAUGGAGGAGGAGCUGCUAAUGCUGAAAUCCAAUGGACUUCUGAGCUGCGAGGAGCGUCAGGAGGAGAUGAAGCAGAUGGAGGUCUAUCGCAGCCACACCAAGUUCAUGAAGAACAAGAUGGAGCAGGUAAAGCAGGAUCUCUCCAGGAAGGACACUGAGCUGCUUGGUUUGCAGACCAAGCUGGAGACGCUCACCAACCAGUUCUCAGAUAGCAAGCAGCACAUUGAAGUCCUCAAGGAGUCCCUCACUGCUAAGGAGCAGCGAGCUGCCAUCUUACAGACAGAGGUGGAUGCAUUGCGCCAGCGCUUGGAAGAGAAGGAGGCAACUCUGAAUAAGAAGAGCAAGCAGAUACAAGAAAUGUCAGAAGAGAAGGGCACACUCAACGGGGAGAUCCACGACCUCAAGGACAUGCUGGAGGUUAAGGAGCGCAAAGUUAAUGUGCUACAGAAGAAGAUUGAGAACUUGCAGGAGCAGCUGAGGGACAAGGAGAAGCAGAUGAGCAGCCUGAAGGAGAGAGUAAAGUCUUUGCAGGCAGACACUUCCAACACUGACACUGCUCUCACCACACUGGAGGAGUCUCUUGCAGAAAAGGAGCGCAUCAUUGAGCGUUUAAAGGAGCAGCGAGACAGAGACGACCGGGAGAAGACAGAGGAGCUCGACUGCAACAAGAAGGAACUGAAAGAGUUGAAGGAGAGACUGAGCUUACUGCAGGGAGACCUGUCAGACAGAGAGACGUCUCUGUUGGACCUGAAGGAGCAUGCAUCAUCCCUGGCCUCCUCAGGGCUGAAGAAGGACUCCAAACUCAAGAGUCUGGAGAUCGCCUUGGAGCAGAAGAAGGAGGAGUGCCUCAAAGUGGAGAACCAGCUUAAGAGAGCUCAAAACGCAGCCCUGGAGGCUCAGGCCAACACUGAGCUGGCCGAGCGCAUUAAGAACCUCGAGCAGGAAGUGGCUCGCCACAAAGAGGAUUCUGGGAAGGCCCAGGCUGAGGUGGACCGCCUGCUGGAGAUCCUUCGGGAAAUGGAGAAUGAGAAGAAUGACAAGGACAAAAAGAUCAGUGAGCUGGAGAGUUCGGCCUCCAGGCAGAUGAAAGACCAGUCGAAGAAGGUGGCAUCUCUGAAGCACAAGGAGCAGGUGGAGAAGAGUAGGAAUGCUCGACUCAUGGAGGAGGCCAGGAAGAGGGAGGACAACAUGUCCGAGAACUCCCAACAGGUGAAGGACUCUCUGCGUCAGAAAUCGGAGCGCAUAGAGGAGCUGGAGGAGGCCCUGAGAGAGAGCGUUCAGAUCACUGCUGAGCGAGAGAUGGUACUGGCACAGGAGGAGGCUGCCAGGUCACUCCAGGAGAAGCAGAAGCACUCACUCAAACCAAUGCAUGAGUCCAACCUCGCCCACUUUAAGUGGUCUAAGAUGGAAGAGCUGCUGGGGGCCAUGGAGAAGGUGAAGCAGGAGCUGGAGUCCAUGAGGGCCAAGCUGGCCUCCACCCAGCAGUCUUUGGGUGAGAAAGAGGCACACCUCUCAACCCUGCGAGCUGAGCGCAGGAAACACCUGGAGGAGGUUCUGGAGAUGAAGCAGGAGGCGCUGUUGGCUGCAAUCAGCGAGAAGGAUGCUAACAUUGCCCUACUGGAGUUGUCCUCCUCUAAGAAGAAGAAGACCCAGGAUGAGGUGGCUCUGCUGAAGCGGGAGAAGGACAGACUGGUGCAACAACUCAAACAGCAGACUCAGAACAGAAUGAAACUGAUGGCGGACAACUAUGAGGAUGACCAUCUGAAGACUGCCCCUGACCAGACAAAUCACAAACCCUCUCCAGAUCAGCAGAUGAUACCCCCUCUUCUAGCCCUGUCCCAGAACCGCAGUAAGCUCAAGCUCUACAUCGCCCACCUGACAGACCUCUGCCAUGACCGGGACCCCAGCAUCCUCAGCCAGCUCACGCCGCCCUCUCACUACCACAACAGCGACCCCGAAGACUUGGAGGAGGAGCUCCAGAAGAUGAGUGUCGAACAGUUGGAGCGGGAGCUGGAGGUGUGUGAGAAGGAGAGCGGAGAGCUGCAGGAGUACGCCAACUCUGUUCUCCAGCAGAUCGCAGACUACUGCCCUGAUAUCCUGGAGCAGGUUGUCAAUGCCUUGGAGGAGUCAUGCUGACAACUCUGACCUCAGACACAACCCGGCUGGCCCCUGGUCUUCGCAUAACCUGUAGCUGAGCCCAGGCGCCCCUACCUCCACUCAACGCGGUUCCUGGACGGAUGAGAGACAGCUGGGGCAUCAUCUCACCCCACUGAGCUUUUCUUCCUCGCUCCCCUCGUCCACCCUGGAACAAACUUUCAGGACUCCUAAGUGCUUUCCUGUCUCAUGUGUCUCUCUAAUGUCAGGCCCGCAAAAUCGAAUUAGGGAUGUCCACAAAGUCUGUCGAAGUGUUAUCAAAUAUAUCUGGUUGCUCACUGCAAACUGAGGUCCACUCAUUUAAUGACAGUGCUGGCAGAUGGUGGAGUCGCAGUGGGAAGAGAGGGAACACAAGUGCACAUCUAAUCACAUAUUCGGCAGGCAAAAGCAUGCUGGAGGUUUGUGAAAAAAUAAAAGCACCCCCUUUAGCAUUUAUGAACUCACCAAAUUCGAUUCUGUAACUCUGGGACAGGUGUGAUGGGAGAGAAAGGAUAUCAGAUGAAAGAAGCAAACUUCUGUACAAAGUCUUGGAGUAUACUGCCAGCCUUCCUCUCCCUAGACGACUUCAUUCACAGCAGGAACUGCUAGAUCAACACAGUUACCUCGCCCACUUCUAACUGAGUCUUUUGCCCCGUAGAUUCCUCACACAAAUCUUUCAAGUUAAAAAGGGUAAAUUCAUUCCUGAUAUGGGGCAGGAAAGCACUUUUUUGUCUUAGAGAACUGGGGAGCUGCUACAUCUAGAGGGGAGCAGAGAGGAGCUGAGUUCAGUGGGUAAAUCAUGGAGCCAUGUAGAUGCUUGUUUGGUAUUUUAGUCAGUGUUGCCUACUUAGACAGUUCGAAAUACAGCUACUGGUGGCUGAUCAUCUGAACACUUAGGAAAUGCCACUUUUUAACCAAAUAAAUGCAGCAUGUUCUCCAAAUGUUUCCUCUCCCAGCUUGGAUCUGUGGAUCUGUCAUUGUAGCCAGGAUUAAGUUGUAGGUACGUUUUUACUGUGUAAUCUGUGGCUGGGUCAUUGGCACGAGAGGAGGCUCAGGGCCUGACCUUUGACACAGAUCAAAGGUUGGCUUUUAGUCACACUAUGUUCUCAAAUACCAGUGAGAGAGAGGAAACAAAAAAAGUGUUUAUUCUGGGUGACGUAUUCAUUUUUAGAUGGUUUUGCACACAACGUCCACUUGUUUAUGAGGUAUGCAAUGUUUCUUUUGAGAACGUUCUAGUGGCCUUGGAGCAUGCACAGAGAUCAGUACUGGACCUAAUGCAGGGAUAUUUAUUCCUCUGUAAUAUUGGUGCUAAGGCAUGAUGUGAGAACUUUCGAUCUGAUCGACUGAUCAUUCAGUCUCAUCCAAAGUUUCUAUAGAUGUUACUUAAAGCCCACCUGAUCCGUAGUUUGUCGACUGAAUCACCGAAGAAUACAAAUUACGUCCCUUUUUUCUUGUAUUUUUCUGAUCAUUUACAAAUGCAAGUGAUGCCUCCUUUAUUGUAUUUUUUGAAAUCUUCAGGGCUGAGGUUUUUAAUUACUAAGUGCAUCUACAUUUACAGGAAAUGAAAGUCACUUUUCAGCAGAUUUUGACUUUUUAGAUCAGUUUGUAAAUAACGUGAUAUUUAACACGUACAGUGACUGAAUAAAGGUAAUUAAGUGGAAGGUGUUGUGCUUUCUUUUAAAAAAAAUUCUGAAAAGUUAAAAGCAGUGCAGUUGUCUUUUGUGUCUAAUUUUGUCAAAAUGUGUGUGUGUGUGUGUGUGUGUGUAUGUAUGUGUGUAUGUAUGUGUGUGUGUGUGACAGUACUGCCAUAACUUGCAGAAAGUCAUGUUCUAUAGAUAUAUAUAAAUAGAAUAUAUAUAUAUAUAUAUAUAUAUAUAUAUAUAUAUAUAUAUAUAUAUAUAUAUAUAUAUAUAUAUAUAUAUAUAUAUAUAUAUAUAUAUAUAUAUAUAUAUAUAAAAUAAAAUGUUUACUGUAUGGAUAUGCAUUGAAUGUUUGCACAGAAUCUUGAAGAGCGAGCUGCUCUGAACAAAAUAAAUGACUGUCAAGUUAGUGUCCUCAGCAGAAACUGAGGAAAAGAAGUGUCAAAAAAAACUUUUGUGUCAAAAUAAUGUGUGAACUACAAAUGUUUUCAAACCGUGACUGUGUGAUGGGAGAGUACUUUUCUUGCAUUUAUUUCUAAUGGUCAUUUUUUAAAUAUAUUUUCACCAUAUGGUGAUGUAAAUGUAUUAUCCUGAGAUUCCAGUGUUGUUGUCUUUUUCUUCUUAACCUGCUAUGUCAAUGUUUUUUGUUGGUUGAUGUCAAAGGCAGACUGCGCCUGGUGGAUAAAAAUAAGUCUCCAACCAUCAUGGCCCUCCUGCUGUUAUAAGAGGAACAUAAUGUUAAAAAACAGUGAAAAACUGCAUCUGGAAGUUUUCUGACAAACUUUCUAUGUAUGGUUGAUUUACAGAUAAAUUUGGGUGGACUAACAAUGUGUUUUACUGAAAACAAAACACACCCCCUGGUUUUGGAGGAUGUUAGUUGGAUGCUUGUUUUUGAACUUCUUGUCUGUCAAACCUCUCGGAGUGGAGAUUAAUUUCCCUCUGUCCCCUUUAACCCCUCACCCUUCACCACUGGUUUGAGAGAAAGAAGCAUUUUUAAAGUGUUUUAUUUCCCUUACUUUGGCCUGUGUGUCCCUGCCCUUGUCUUAAUGUCUUGUCAUCUCUUUUUCUCCUUAUUGAGGAACACCAAACUGAUUAAGGGGCUUCUGUCAAGUUCAUGGUAUUUCUUUUCUUUUGCAUUUGUAUAAGAAAUGUACUGCCUUCUGUCUGUUUGUGUUAAAAGUCAAACUGUGUAAAAAGAAAGCAAAACAGACAUGUUUGUGAGUUAUCUGGAUUUUGUAUGUAUGUAAAUAAAUAAAUUAUAAGCCUUG